Messenger RNA from Tarenaya hassleriana, 1343 nucleotides. RefSeq lists its product as uncharacterized. The record is from RefSeq and is a predicted model, not a curated record. The transcript is spliced from 7 exons. Gene Ontology annotation, cellular component: chloroplast. Lineage: Eukaryota; Viridiplantae; Streptophyta; Magnoliopsida; Brassicales; Cleomaceae. Gene Ontology annotation, molecular function: RNA binding. The coding region runs from base 43 to 972 and encodes 309 amino acids. Gene Ontology annotation, biological process: DNA-templated transcription termination; regulation of DNA-templated transcription.
CUUCUACAAGCACGAAGCAGGCAGGAGAAGCUCGAAACCAAAAUGGAAGGAAGCAUCUCACUGCUUUGUCUACGUACAUCUUUCAGUUGCAAUCACUUGUCCGGUUGCUCACCGGGUGCUUACCGUUCCUCGGUAUAUAGUUUGUUCGAGACGCUCCGGCCGGCGAGCUUCAUAUCCUUUCCGACGGAAACCAGGCGGUCUUCGUCUGUACGGCUGUUUCUUCCUCCGACUAGAGGCUCUAUCCGGACUCCGGAGCUCACUGCGGAGGAGGCGGAGGCGGCGGAGAGAGUGAGAGAUGUUCCAAUGCCGAAAAUUGAUAAGAGCGGCCGGUUUUGCAGCCCCCGUGCCGCCCGCGAGCUGGCUCUAUUAAUACUUUAUGCUGCAUGUCUAGAAGGCUCAGACCCAAUUCGUCUAUUCGAGAAGCGAGUAAAUGCAAGAAGAGAACCUGGAUAUGAGUUUGACAAAGCUUCUCUGCUUGAAUACAACCACAUGAGCUUUGGGGGACCUCCAGUUAAAACUGAAACAAAUGAAGAGGCAGAUGAGCUCGUUCGCAAUGACGAAAAAGAAUCUACAAUUGAGGCAGAAGUUCUUUUAGCUCCCCCAAAGUUGGUAUACAGCAAACUAGUUUUACGGCUUGCAAGGAAACUCUUGGCUGCAGUUGUUGAUAAGUGGGAUAGUCACAUUGUUGUCAUCGACAAAGUUGCUCCGUCAAAUUGGAAGAAUGCACCUGCUGGAAGAAUACUUGAGCUUUCAGUUCUCCAUCUAGCCAUGUCUGAAAUAGCAGUUGUUGGAACUCGACAUCCAAUUGUCAUAAACGAGGCCGUAGAUCUUGCGAAAAGAUUCUGUGACGGGUCAGCCCCAAGGAUAAUCAACGGAUGUCUAAGGACCUUUGUCAAAGACUUCACAGGAGGAGGAGGAGUGGCCUCCACACCUCCCCAAGCUUCGGAAUCCAAGCAAGAAGUGUCGGUUUAAAAUUACGACAAAGGCAUUCUUCUCGAGACAAAUCUCGCUUGUUCUUAUAUAUCCAAGGCGAGAGAGCCUAUCUAUGUUCAGAGUCAGACCCAGUUGUUUCAUGAAACUCUGUCCAAAAGGUUCUUGGUCCCUUUUUUGACAUUCAAUUUCAGGUAAGAAGAAGCUUUGCCACCUGAGGAUGAAUCUGUCAGGCUGCGGAUUUCUCAUCAGCCUCAUUCUCUUUUUUGUUUUUGUUCCUUUUUUUUUUUUGUGUGGCUAAGAACAGAUGAGCAAGUAUGUCUAUAUUGCACCUAUAAUGUGAAUUUAGUGUUUAUGGUUCUGACUUUUGUGAUUUGUAUCCACUUUCUUAUGUUAACAUCAGUUCUUGUUCU